AUGACGAACGAAGCUCCGAAGGGCUUGCGAGCGAAUAUGACCGGAUCAUACAUGACGGACCCCAUAUCGAACUCGGAGUUCUUCGACGGCUGCCAUCAGGACCACACCUUCAAGAGGUUGACAUUCAACCUGUGCUUCUUCCACGCCGUGAUUCAGGAAAGGCGUCUUUAUGGCCCUCUUGGCUGGAACAUUCCUUACGAGUUCACCGAGAACGAUCUCCGCAUAUCUGUGCGCCAAUUGCAGAUGUUCCUGGACGAGUAUCCAGACGAGACGCCCUUAAAAGCCCUCAAUUAUCUCACUGGCGAAUGCAACUAUGGCGGGCGCGUGACAGAGAAUAUGGACCGGCGGCUGCUCAUGGUUUUACUGCGCCAGUACUACCGACCAGAGGCCCUCUCCGACGACUUUGUCAUCUUUGAGGACAACGGCCUCCGGUAUCUGCCGCCACCACGUGUGUCCAUGCCCACCCAGGAGAGGGCGAGCCCAGCUCCCACGACCUCCACCUCGAGCACAUCCGCAGCAUGCCGCUCGUGUCGCCGCCGGGGGUCUUCGGGUUCCACGAGAACGCGAGCCUGA
Molecule: messenger RNA, 573 nt
Organism: Prorocentrum cordatum
Lineage: Eukaryota; Dinophyceae; Prorocentrales; Prorocentraceae
Source: the annotation of a GenBank genome assembly